GAAUAGAGGUAAACAUUGGUACUGCGACAAUGGCCAGAAACGAAGAGAAGCAAUUUGGACGACUCAAUCGAUUGAUUUUACAGAAGGAAAAAGAAGAGCAACUAAAGAAAAACCCACCAAGACCAAGAUUGGAUACCUUGAAUGCUCCAGAAGAAAUCAAGAAAUGGAUCCCAAGCCUUCAAAAAGACAUUGAUUUCAAUCUUAAGCAAUCACAGGUCCCCUGCUACCCAGAAAGUAAAAUUCAGGAAUACAAAGACAAUGUCAAUAAAUAUGAGCGACUCUACAAAGCAUUCCUGAAGAAACUGAAGACAUUAGACCCCACUGCCAGUGAAGGUGAUGCACCUUGGAAUGACCGACCUUAUAGUGGGAAGAAAAGGCGUCUUGAAGAGGAAAGUGAUGAUGGGAAAAUAUCUUUAACACAAACUGCUGAAGAAGAUAAAUUUUCAAAGAUGCAAAAGAUUGAAACACCCCUACUUGAUCUACCAGAAAACAUGAGCAUUGUCAAGGAUGGGACAAAUGUCAUAAAUUUAAAUGUGGACAUUGAUUGUUUGGAUAAACCCUUGGAAUUCAACACUGUUUUCACCAAGUCAAACAUUAACAAAUGUUGCAUUAAGAAAGCUUUUUCUAACAAGUCGGGUUCAAAACUGAAAGAAGAGGAUGGACAUUGCAUGCAUGCAGGAAAGAGUUUGACAAAUGCCUCUACUUUAGAAAGUCAAAGCAGUUAUGAGGAUUCUAAAUACAAAAGGAAUAAUGUAGAGGAACUUGGCAUAAACGGGCAAAGUUUUGGAGAUAAAUUUGGCAUUGUGCACUUUGAUCUACAUGGUCCCAGGCCACAGUCUGGUGUUUCCAAAGAAUCAUCUAGUGCAAAGAUGAAUCUUUUAGGAUUAGAUUAUGAUACUUCAUCAGAUUCUGACAGAGAUAGUGAUUUCUGACAAAUAAAGUGCAAAUGUUGCGUUUCAUAUUUGAUUUUCCACUUUUUUAUAUAGACACUGUAUGUGUUUGUAUAUAUUCUGAUGCUGAUCACUGUGUUUGUCUGUGUCAUCACUGUCCAAAACAUACAUCAGUCCCGAUAACUGCUAAACUGUAUUUUCUUUUUUGCCAAACUAAAUAUUGUUGUUAUGUAUUCUGCUGUUUGGUGUCAGUAUACUUGCCAUCUUUGCUGCCUAGUUUAAAUUUGAAAUUUCACAUUUUAAAUGUUGAAAUUUAAACAAUGAUUUCUAAUUUCUGUUAAUAAUUUACCUCUGUCACCACUGUGCAUAUGUCGAAAAGUUGCCACCUUUCAGCUGAAUCUGCAAUACUGUAGAUUAAGAUUAGAUUAAGCUGAAAGUUUCAUGAGGUUUUCAGCAACACUUGUUAUGCAGCAUUAAUUAUGGCAUGGCAUAUUGGUUUUGUUGGAUAAAAAAAUAAAUUUGACUAAGCUCGUCCUUAAAGAUAUUUUUGUGAACGAUGCAGUUUUCCAGCAAUUUAUAGGUUUAAUUGUGUUAGUUGUGC
Molecule: messenger RNA, 1491 nt
Organism: Lingula anatina
Lineage: Eukaryota; Metazoa; Brachiopoda; Lingulata; Lingulida; Lingulidae
Biological process (GO): generation of catalytic spliceosome for second transesterification step
Source: RefSeq, a predicted model, not a curated record